This is a messenger RNA of Opisthocomus hoazin, 1118 nucleotides long. The record is from RefSeq and is a predicted model, not a curated record. NCBI's taxonomy places the organism in Eukaryota, Metazoa, Chordata, Aves, Opisthocomiformes, Opisthocomidae.
AUGCGGUCCCUCGCGGCUGGCAUCCCCGGCCCGCUGCGGAUAGGGCGCACUGAGCCCGGGGAGCUGGUGGAUGGGCACAUCAUGGCUGUCCUCUCUCACCAGCAGCGGGUCGCCACAGAGCCACUUCCAGGCAGGCCCUGGGCAGCCGAAUCCCCAGACCCAAAGAGGCAGAGCAGCCCCAGGAGCAACGGCAGCUGGUUCUCCACUACCUCGGAGGUGCUGAGGGCACCAGGGGCGUUUGCCCAGGGCAACGACAGUUACUCAGCUGAAUCCAAGCACUACGGACAGACAGACGUGGUGCCGGUUUGUUCCCAGUGUUGCUCCAGUGACCUGAGCUACCCUUCGCAGCCGGGACAACUCCAGAAGACCUUUGCACGAGGAGCACUUGGUGCAUCACCCUCCGUGCCCAUGAGCGUGGCCGCUGCACAAUCCUCGACAAUCUUCACAUCCUACCAACUGGAGGAGCUGGAAAAGGCCUUCAAUGAGGCCCACUAUCCUGAUGUAUAUGCUAGAGAGAUGUUGGCCAUGAAAACAGAGUUGCCAGAAGACAGGAUACAGGUUUGGUUCCAGAACCGCCGGGCCAAGUGGCGGAAGAGGGAGAAGUGCUGGGGCAGGAGCAGCGUGAUGGCUGAGUAUGGGCUCUACGGUGCCAUGGUGCGUCACUCCAUCCCGCUGCCCGAGUCCAUCCUCAAGUCUGCCAAGGAUGGCAUCAUGGAGUCCUGUGCCCCUUGGCUCCUGGGGAUGCACAAAAAGUCUCUGGAGGCAGCGGCUGAGGCGGGGAGGAAGACGGAGGUGGAGCGCCAGGCCCUGCCCAAGCUUGACAAGGGUGACAAGGAAGAGAGGGGCCCGGAUCCCAAAACCACCAUUUCCCAAGAGGAACUGAGAGAGAACAGCAUUGCUGCCCUCAGGGCCAAAGCUCAGGAGCACAGCACCAAAGUCCUGGGGACCAUCGCCGGGGACACCCCGGCCUCAGGCAGGAAGACGGAGGCAGGGGAGGAGGCAGUGGCACCAGAGGAUGAGAGACAGAUGGAGAAGUCGAACUUGUCGCAGAAGGAGGAGAAGCUCAUCUAGGGGGGCAAGAGGCGGCAGAAGCCAGCCCUGACGGAAACUGUGUCCUC